AUGGUCCAUUUCUUGCACCCGUUGCUGUGCCCGCGGACCCUGGUGCUGCCCGACGCGCAGGAGGACGCGCGGGGCCGCAGCGUGUUGCAGGAGGAAGCAUCACCCUUCUCUUUGUUCAGCAUCUGCCUGGAUGUCUUGAUUGGCAGCUUAGAGCAAUGGUGUUCUAAAAGACCUGAUGGAACAUUGUGCCUUCCAGAGCAUUGGUGUUUCCCUCGUGAAAUAGCCGAUCGGUUCCUUGAGAGGAUGGCUUGGCAAGGCAAGAUAACUGACAGAACAGCAAGCAUUUUCCAAGGCAAGCAAACAAACCUGAAGCUGAUAAAUAUCCAAAGCGCUGAACUCUCACCCUCAGUCUUCACAAAAGCCUUCUGCCAUCACAAGCUUGUUGAAGUGGAUGCCACCUCAGUGGACUCUGAGCUUCUAGCCUCAGACAUCAUCCAUGCUCUCCAAAGCAGUGCCUGGAUCCAGAAAAACCUUCAGUGUCUUCGGUUAGACUCAACUAGUGUCCCUCAAAACUCAAGACUACAGGCCUUGGGCCAGUUCACUGGUCUUCACACUUUAAGCGUUGCCAAUGUGUCCUUUUGGAGUGAAGACCUAGUGAGCGUUUCUCAGUUACCAAAGCUGGAAAGCUUGGAUAUCUCCAAUACCCUGAUCACCAAUAUCUCUUCACUCCUCACCUGUAAGGACCGGCUCAGAUCUCUCACGAUGCACCACCUGAAAUGCCUGACUAUGACAAACCCUCAAAUUCUUGCAGUCUUCAGUCAACUGAAAUGCCUGCUUCACCUUGAUAUUUCUGAUCACAGGCAGCUCAGGUCAGACCUGGCUUUUCAUCUGUUACAGCAGAAGGACAUCCUGCCCAAACUUGUAUCUCUGGAUAUUUCUGGGGGCGCUGACAUCACUGAUGAAGCUGUGAGAUCCUUUUUACAGCAGCGGCCAGAGAUUCGGUUUGUGGGACUCUUGUCCACAGAUGCUGGUUAUUCCUAUUUCUUUAUGGAAAAGCAAGGCUUGAAGGUUGCUGGAGGAGCCAACGUGAAUCAGAUUUCUGAAGCAUUGAGCCGGUACAGGAACAGGUCAUGCUUUGUGAAGGAAGCUCUCUACAGGCUCUUCACAGAGACGCUUUCACUGCAAGUCAUCCUGCCUGCCACUCUAAAGCUUGUGGCCAUAGGAAUGAGGAAUCAUCCACAAGAUCUACCAGUGCAGUUCACAGCCAGUGCUUGUGUGCUCAACCUAACACGCCAGAACCUGGCCAAGGGAAUGCCUGUUCGUCUGUUGUCAGAGGUCACCUAUCUACUCUUCAAAGCAAUGAAAAAUUUCCCCUACUACCAACAGUUACAGAAGAAUUGCCUUCUCUCCUUAACCACCUCCAGGAUUCUUGCUGACGUUCCCUUUGACAGGUUUGAUGCUGCCAAGCUUGUGAUGAGGUGGCUGUGCAGGCGUGAGAACCCCAAGAUGCAAACAAUGGCCGUGAGCAUCACCUCCAUCUUAGCCCUGAAGCUCUUACCUGAGGAGACUGAACAGCUUCAGGAAGAGCUCAUCAUGACAGUCAAGGAACUUCUAACAAUAGUGAGACAAAAGACGACUGAGAAGUUAGAUGAUGUCACCUUCUUGUUUACUCUGAAAGCACUUUGGAAUCUUACAGAUGAAUCUCCAUCAGCCUGCAAGUACUUUAUUGAGAACGAAGGACUGGCAGUCAUCACCAAAGUCUUAGAGACAUUUCCCGUGUCUAUGAUACAGAGCAAAGUGCUUGGUCUCCUGAACAACGUAGCUGAAGUCAGAGAGCUCUCUCCCAAGCUGGUGACAAAAGAUCUGUUGAGACAUACCAUCAGUCUGCUUCACAGCAGCAACAUAGAAGUGAGCUACUUCGCUGCUGGUGUGAUAGCCCAUCUGACAUGUGACAGACAGCACUGGCUAUCCCGUGACCUGCAGAGGAGAGAUCUUCUCCAAGACUUGCAUGUAACCAUCCAGAAUUGGCCAAGUUCACGGUGUAAUAUGUCAGCAUUGGUGACCUACAGAUCUUUCAAAUCAUUUUUCCCACUCCUUGGCAACUUCUCUCAGCCAGAAGUUCAGCUCUGGGCACUAUGGGCCAUGCAUCAUGUCUGCAGUAAAAACCCUAGCAAAUACUGCCAACUGUUGGUAGAAGAAGGAGGACUGCAGCUCGUGUGCGAUGUCCAGCACAGUCAGGCCAAUGCCCAGGUGAGGCAGAUGGCGGCCUCCAUCCUGGAGGACUUCAGGAUGCACUUCACAAGCUACCAGAGACCCACACAGCCCCAGCAACCUUUUUAA
Molecule: messenger RNA, 2280 nt
Organism: Phodopus roborovskii (desert hamster)
Lineage: Eukaryota; Metazoa; Chordata; Mammalia; Rodentia; Cricetidae
Gene: Zyg11a
Product: zyg-11 family member A, cell cycle regulator
Exons: 14
Coding region: 1-2280 (759 amino acids)
Cellular component (GO): Cul2-RING ubiquitin ligase complex
Molecular function (GO): protein binding
Source: RefSeq, a predicted model, not a curated record